Messenger RNA from Paramuricea clavata, 405 nucleotides. The record is from the annotation of a GenBank genome assembly. Lineage: Eukaryota; Metazoa; Cnidaria; Anthozoa; Malacalcyonacea; Plexauridae.
AUGACAAGUGUUGUAGUCGGAGGAUUAUUCAACGCGGUUGCAUUUGCAGGAGCUGGAUUCCUGUUCAGCAAAUUAAACCACAGUGGAUACAAAGAUGAAAUGAAAAGACAUAACAAAGCGUUGGAAAAAUUAGCUAAAGCUAAGGAAAAAUGGUAUGAAAGUCAAGUGGAAAAAAAGAACAGAAUUGCAAUACUCAGGCAGGAACUAGCUGAUGCCAAAUCGGAUAUGGAAGUGACAAACCGCGCUCUUGACUCCCUGCGAAAAGCGCAGGAGGAAUUAAUUCUGGACAAAGAGCCAACAAUUCAUGACUAUUAUAAACCAUCAAGCGAAAUGGAAGAAUACCAACAGAUCACGAUCGGAAUACUAGGUCUGGGGUCUGGAUUCAUAAUUACAAAAAUAUUAUAG